AUGAAAUUUGAUAAAUUGCAUUCUCAUAAUUCAACUCCAAAAACAGUCGAAUUCGUUUCAACAACAAAAUCAAGAUUUGUACCUCCACCACUUGGUUUAGAAAUUGUUACUAUGCCCAAUAAUAAAAUUUUUGAUCUUUUCUUAAGAGGAUCUAUUAGUGCAAAAUAAAUGUUAUUAAUGGAUCAUAAUGAUAUUGAUAAAUCUGCUAGAAUUCCUCCAAGACGUUAAUAAACAAGACAUAAAUCAAUUAAAAAAAAUUAAGCUGAUUAAAUUUUUAACCUUGUCGAAAGAUUUUAACAAUAAAGAAAAUAAUCUAUUCUCAUAACAUAAAAUCCAAAACCUGCUAAUCCACCAAAAUUAUCAAGGAAAGAAACAUUAAUGUAAUUAACAUCUAGUACAAAAGAAUUAAUCUAACCAAUUUCAUAAUCUAAAUUCAGAAUACCAGUUAGAAAAUUUUCUUAAAGAAGUACUUCUAGUGGUAAAGAGGAAUAAUUAAUAAAGAGAUGUGAAAAAUUAAGUGGAGAACGUCUAAAUGAAGAGGAAAAAGAACUACUAUUAAAAAAAGAUAUAACUGAUGAAGAUGCAUGGAGAAUUAUGAAUGUAUUUUAGAAGAAAAAAUGGUUUUUUGAUUAUGUUCACAGAAAUUUAGAAUAGUAAAAGUAACAGACAAGUUAAUAAGAAAUCAAACAAUAGAUCUAGCCUAUCUCACUUUUCUAAAAAUUAAGAAAUACUGUGCUUAAACAAGCAGAAGUCAAAAGAAAACCUGAAAAAUAAUGUUAGGAAUAUUAUAAUCACAUUUAAAAGUAUAUUUAUUAAUUAUAUAGUAUUGAAGAUUAAAUUAAAUACCAUGUUUUUAAUAGAAAUCUACCUGAACAAAUAAGAAAUUAAUAAAAACCUAAUGUAA
Messenger RNA from Paramecium sonneborni, 904 nucleotides. The record is from the annotation of a GenBank genome assembly. NCBI's taxonomy places the organism in Eukaryota, Ciliophora, Oligohymenophorea, Peniculida, Parameciidae.